This is a messenger RNA of Paraglomus brasilianum, 633 nucleotides long. The record is from the annotation of a GenBank genome assembly. Lineage: Eukaryota; Fungi; Glomeromycota; Glomeromycetes; Paraglomerales; Paraglomeraceae.
AUGUCUUGGAUAGCUGCUGGUGUAGGAAAAUCAAGAUUCAUUCAUGAGGCUGCAAAGAAGGCAGAGGCUCAUAUUCUCAGGACUACCUUUGAAUAUGGUGUACUGAAAUCUGUGAUCAAUGAAGCAGACAGUUCCACAUAUCAUGAUGUUUCAGCAAUAAUGGAAAUCUGGCUGCUCACUUUCAUGCUUGGACAAACCAUGGUGAUUAUCAUGGAUGAAGCCCAUUGUAUGGGACCACCACCUGCCAGCUUGCGAACAUCUUGUAAUAUUCAUGAACUGAUUUCCAAAACCAAGAAAAUCUAUUCAAGGAUGGAGUAUAUUGAUGAUGAGGUAACACCAAUGGCAAAGCACUUUGUCUCAGUUGCAUUACACUUAGUACUCCAAGAAGUGGCAUUGGCAUGGUCUGGUUUAACAACAUUCACUUUCUGCCAAGAUGUCAGAAAAACGCUGCCAUAUUUUAGCUAUGAUGAUGUGAAGGCAGUUGUUGGACAGUACAUCAAUCUUGGAUUCUAUUCAUUAUCAUCAACAGAAGUGACAUCAGUUAUAGCACAGCUAACAGGGCCACCUAUACCUAGAAUUACAGAAAUUUUUCUUGAAACAUGUUGGCAAAAGCAAGGCACCUCCCAGAAAUGA